Messenger RNA from Lycium ferocissimum, 3527 nucleotides. RefSeq names its product phosphatidate phosphatase PAH2-like. The coding region runs from base 193 to 3057 and encodes 954 amino acids. The record is from RefSeq and is a predicted model, not a curated record. Gene Ontology annotation, molecular function: phosphatidate phosphatase activity. Lineage: Eukaryota; Viridiplantae; Streptophyta; Magnoliopsida; Solanales; Solanaceae. The transcript has 11 exons.
AACAUUGGGAAAACUGUUAAAAAUUGGAUCUUUGUGGGAAAGAUUUGAAGAACUACUCGAUUUGAUGAGUGAAAUGUAGUGAUGAGCUAAAAAGAUACAAUCUUGAUGAAUUGGGUUUGUGAUAUUGAUUUGUGAUGGGGCAAUAAGACUCUGUUAAUUAGAAUCUUGGCAGAUAUUUAUAAUAGUAAAAAAAUGAAUACUGUGGGGAGGAUAGGUAGCUACAUUGGGAGAGGGGUAAGUAGUGUUUCGGGGCCUUUCCAUCCAUUUGGCGGUGCUGUAGAUAUCAUAGUAGUGGAGCAACCAGAUGGUAGUUUCAAAUGUUCUCCUUGGUAUGUUCGAUUCGGGAAGUUCCAGGGGGUUCUGAAGGCGAGAGAAAAGGUGGUUACUAUAACUGUCAAUGGCGUCGAAGCCAAUUUUCAUAUGUAUUUAGAUAGUAGGGGACGAGCUUUCUUUAUAAAGGAGAUAGAUAUAGAAGAUGGAGAUAUUUUGUCUUCUUCUUCAUCCUCAGGUGAGGAUACUGAUGGGAAAACCAGUAGUAAUCGGCCAACAAAGAGUUGUGGUGAGGAUGUCUUGGUAAGGUCCGAUCCCCGAGGACCUGGGAUUUUAGGCAGGGUUUUUGGGAGGAAGUCGAUGAAAAAUAAUGCCGGCAUUAUCAGGGCAGACUCGUUGGAGCGUGCUGAAAUGGCAGCUGAUCUGUUAGAAAUGAGGUGGUCUACUAAUCUUACCCCCAGGAGGUACAGUAGAGAUUAUGCCGUACCUGUUUCUCCCCAAGAUGCAUCAAAGGGUGUUAAAGAGGAUGACUUGCAAAUAAAUGACAAAAAAAGUGAUAUAAGCUCUCCUGCACAUGAUGACAUGUUAGACAAUCUUGAUUUCCGUGAACCUUCUCGUGAGAAGGAUGAUGGUUCUCGUCUGAGCGAGAAGUCUGUCAAGAGAACUGGUAAACAUGUGUUAUUUUCACCAUCUGAGAAUGCAACAAGAGUGUCCGAUGUUGUCCAAGGUGUUGAAGAUUCUCGUCGUGAAGAAAGCUUAAGAAUUUCUGGUGACAGUGGUGAACUAGGCGUAGUUGAUGCUGAUCAUGAUGCCAGGGGUUGUACAUCUAUAUCUGAGGUUGCGAGCCCCAAUUUAAAAAUUGUCGACUCCCUUGAGAUUGAGAAGCACGAUUCUUUUACAGUUAGCCGUCUUCCCGAUGAGGAAAGUGGAACUGCUGCGGUCCAGUCCUUUUUCUAUUGUGAAACUGAAGAGAAAUCAACAGCGGUGCUAGAUGUUUCAACCGAAGAAUUUACUCAAAACUUGUGUGCUUCUCGUGAUCUAGAAGCUCGUAUGCACGCCCAAACGGUGCUCAGUUUGAAUGAUGUAAUGUCUGAGGAAAACUCUCAACCAGAAGAGGACUUAUUAUUUGAAAAGGAUCCUUUAAAUGGUUUCAAGGUUAUAACCAACAAUACUUAUCCGAACUCAAUCACUAAUAUUUUGGUCUCCGAGAGCGGUUCGUUGAAUAGCUCCGCUGCAGAAGCAGAUUAUGGGUGCAUUUUACCAAUCCCUUGUUCCAGUACCUCAACCUAUGAAGAUCAAUAUCAGAAGACUAGCAUAAAAGAUAAAGUAACAAGCAAACUGGGAGCCUCUUCACAGGCUCUUGGUAAUCCUAAUGAAUCUAGUGACAGUUUGAUCAGAAGACUUACUGUUUCUUCAUCAGAAAGUUUGGAGGAAGAGCAGCUUCUCUUUGGUGAUAUUGAUGAUUGUUGCGACAGUGUAGCCAGAUACACAGAGUCCACUUCAUCAGAUUAUAAGGAAAAAGAAGACUAUCGAGUACCAAACUAUGAGUCUGGUCCUACUCUAGACAAGUCCAUCCAAAGUGAUCAGCCAAUUGUUGCAGAUGGAAGAAAACUCAAAACCGUAUCAAGCAAUGUUGACAUUCCUGCAAGUUUAGUAGUUCAGGACAACAGAAUUGUGCGGAUGGGCAGAUCUUUACCCAACAUGUGGUCUCAUGAUAGUGAUUUUCUUUCUAACCCUGAGGGCUUACAUUCAUCAACUGUACUACAGACAACAGAAGUUGCUGGGGUCGCGGAGGAGGGGAAAAAUAUUUCAGUCACCCCAGAAAACGAAAGAGAUCCCAAAUCCAUUAAUUCCUCGGGUAGGAGGAGCUGGAGAUCAUGGUCUCUUUCCUUUAAGAGAUCAAGAAGCAGGGGAAAUUCUGGAUUGUCCAUGGAUGAAGAUGUAAAUUCUGAUGCUAAAAGUAUUUCAAAUAAUACUGGUGGUGACGCAGAAAAAGAUGUGCCAAAACCAAAGAUUUCGAAGAAGAAAAUAAUGUUAACCACUCCAACAUCUGAACAGCUGGCUACUUUGAAUCUGAAGGAGGGAAAGAAUACAGUUGUUUUCACAUUCUCGACUGCAGUGCUGGGGAAACAGCAGGUUGAUGCUCGCAUAUAUUUGUGGAGAUGGGACUCAAAAGUCGUAAUAUCUGAUGUUGACGGAACAAUUACUAGAUCUGAUGUUCUAGGACAGUUCAUGCCUAUGGUUGGGAUGGAUUGGUCACAGAUAGGCGUUGCACAUCUCUUUUCGGCUAUCAAGGAGAGUGGAUAUCAUUUGCUUUUCCUUAGUGCACGUGCUAUUUCACAGGCCUAUCUUACUAGACAAUUCCUGUUUAAUCUUAUGCAGAAUGGAGAGGGAUUACCAGAAGGACCAGUUCUUACAUCUCCUGAUGGAAUUUUCCCUUCUCUAUUUCGAGAAGUGGUUAGAAGAGCUCCUCAUGAAUUCAAAAUCGCUUGCUUAGAGGAUAUAAAAGGAUUAUUCCCUUCUGAUAGGAAUCCCUUCCCCUUCUAUGCUGGUUUUGGAAACAGACACACGGAUGAGAUCAGCUACCUCAAGGUUGGAAUACCUAAAGGGAAAAUCUUUACCAUCAAUCCAAAGGGUCAAAUUGUUGAUAAUCGCCACAUAGAUACAAAAUCAUAUACCUCUCUUCAUAGUCUUGUCACUGCCAUGUUUCCAGCCACUUUCUCAUGUGAGCAGGAGGAUUUUAAUGCGGUGAAUUUCUGGAGACUUCCACCUCCUUAUAUUGAUUGAAAGUUAGCAGAGUCCAUCCUUAGCUAUUUUUUGAGAUUCAGUGGUGGUACUGCCACAGCCAACGAAAGAUUCAGUGAACGGCUAGCGAGUCGAUAUCAUAAAUACGCAGUAUGUUUGACUGAACCACAGACAAGGCUCUCUGUAUUUGUAACUGUAUAUUGCACAUGGAAGUGACUAGUAUACUAUUGUUUUAUACACUCAUCCUGGAGGAAGAAAAUCGUGUACUCAAUUUUCUGAUAUUCACUCAUUAAUCAUAGGCUAGCCAAUUUGCUUAGCCGUAAAUGUAUACACAUACUUAUGGGAGAAAAAUACGAAAUACGUUCGACGUCACUCCUUCAGGAAGAGUUGAACUUUGUAAAUUGCUGUAGUCUUAGUAUGUGAGUAUGAGGAAGUGUAGAUUUUGCAGUAACUUGGUAAUUUUGUAGAAAUUUUGGCUUAUAAUGAACAGAUUUGUUAAGACAAACUGUUAU